Messenger RNA from Cuculus canorus (common cuckoo), 1845 nucleotides. RefSeq names its product cathepsin S (gene CTSS). The record is from RefSeq and is a predicted model, not a curated record. Lineage: Eukaryota; Metazoa; Chordata; Aves; Cuculiformes; Cuculidae. The transcript has 8 exons. Gene Ontology annotation, cellular component: lysosome. Gene Ontology annotation, biological process: immune response. Bases 204 to 1196 code for a protein of 330 amino acids. Gene Ontology annotation, molecular function: cysteine-type endopeptidase activity.
GGACCUUCACGCUCAUCUCCUCACCCCAAGGACCUUCACGCUCAUCUCCUCACCCCAAGGACCUUCACGCCCAUCUCCUCACCCCAAGGACCUUCACGCUCAUCUCCUCGCCCCAAGGACCUUCACGCCCAUCUCCUCGCCCCAAGGACCUUCACGCCCAUCCCGAACCGCGUUCCGUGGGAAGCUGCUCCGUGUCCGGCAGGAUGGAGCUCUUGGCUUCCAUCGCCUUCCAAGCUGUGCUUGUGGUGGCACUGGGACACCGGGACCCCACGCUGGAUUGGCACUGGGAGCUCUGGAAGAAAACUUACGGCAAAGAGUACGGCCACGAGAAAGAGGAAGGGAAGCGACGCGUGACGUGGGAGAGGAACCUACGCCUGGUGAUGCUUCACAACCUGGAGCACUCGCUGGGGCUGAGGUCCUACCAGCUGGCCAUGAACCACCUGGCUGACAUGAGCAGUGAGGAAGUGGUGGCUUUGAUGACUGGGCUGAACGUUGCUCCUCAGCGAAACCGGACCACCACGUACCGACCGCAACCGGGCAGCAAAGUCCCGGACGCGGUGGACUGGAGGGAGAAGGGAUGCGUCACGGAGGUCAAGAACCAGGGUGCCUGUGGGUCGUGUUGGGCGUUCAGCUCCGUGGGAGCCCUCGAAGCCCAGAUGAAGCUGAAGACGGGGAAGCUGGUGUCCCUGAGCGCCCAGAACCUCGUUGACUGCUCCAUCAUGUACGGCAACAAAGGCUGUGGGGGCGGAUGGGAAACCAACGCUUUCCAGUACAUCAUCGACAACCGGGGCAUCGACUCGGAGGAGUCCUACCCCUACACGGGUCAGGAAGGCGCGUGCCGCUACAACCCGGCAGCGCGGGCGGCUACGUGUUCCGGGUACGUGGAGCUGCCGUACGGCAAUGAAACCGCGCUGAAGGACGCCGUUGCCAACGUGGGGCCCAUCUCUGUCAACAUCGAUGCCCGCCAGCCCACCUUCUUCCUCUACAAAUCUGGUAUCUACCACGACCCGAACUGCUCUCAGGUGGUGAACCACGCCGUGCUCGUCGUCGGCUACGGCUCUUUGGAUGGGCAAGACUACUGGCUCGUGAAGAACAGCUGGGGGGUCCAUUUCGGUGACCAGGGCUACAUCCGGAUGGCGAGGAACCGUGGGAACCACUGCGGCAUCGCCAGCUACGCUGUUUACCCCCGGAUCUAGAAGGGUCUUUGCUCUUGGGAUGAGCUUUGAGAUGCCACCACUCACCCUGCUGACCUCCAGCGUGCCCGGCUCCGUUCCAGCCUUCUCUUCUUGAGGAACGCAGUUGUGUUUCUACAGACGAUCCGCAGGAACUUGGAGGGAUCACGGUUGGCUUCUUCAAACAUCUCAUCCAGAAGGACCAUCUCGUUCUUUCUCUCUCCCCAGGAAGCUCUUGAGAUGCCGUUUUGCUUCCUCCUCUUUCUUAAAGAUAUUUUUUUGUAGCCAUUUAAUGUCCCGCGGAGCUUCGUAGGGGUGAGAAAUGUCCCCUCCUGCCUGGGUGGCCUCGGUGGGAAGCGGAGGAUGCCCUGAGCGGAGGUUGGACGGUGAUUUCCAAGCGCUGGUUGUGUUUUCAGCGUGGAUCUCCUGCUGUCCAUGCGAUGCUGAGGCUGCGCAGCUCAACUCCAUCCCAUCACUGGAUUUAAACCGUGUCUUCCCCACCCAAAAGUCAAUAAAGGUGAUUUUCUUUUCCUAAGAGAUGGUUUUGCUCCAAUGGGUGCCGUGAGAUGGGAGCUCAGGUCAACCCCUCAGCUCUUGGCCGGACACACGUGGGGUUCCCGGAGCUCAGCGUUGGGGACACACGUGUUUAAUGUCCUUAUCCGUCAUCUGGAUG